Fragaria vesca subsp. vesca is the source of this 1653-nucleotide messenger RNA. Its product is annotated as UDP-glycosyltransferase 91C1-like. The record is from RefSeq and is a predicted model, not a curated record. Bases 121 to 1530 code for a protein of 469 amino acids. The transcript has a single exon. NCBI's taxonomy places the organism in Eukaryota, Viridiplantae, Streptophyta, Magnoliopsida, Rosales, Rosaceae. Gene Ontology annotation, molecular function: UDP-glycosyltransferase activity.
AAACAUUUCUGCAAAUUUGGACCGGCGUUUAAGCUUCAACUCUUAUAAAACUAGGGAUAAAUAGCACCCACGAAACAGAAGUAGCAAAACUUCUCUAGCUCAUCAGUUGAGUUUAAUAUUAUGGAGGAGCAGGAGAAGGAGAAGGAGAAGCAGCGUUUACACUUGGUGGUGUUUCCAUGGCUAGCCAUGGGGCAUCUCAUACCCUUCUUCCACCUCUCCAAGCUCAUAGCUCAAAAGGGUCACAAAGUCUCCUUCAUCUCAACCCCAAGAAACCUUCAGAGACUUCCCAAAAUACCCCCACACUCAUCCCUCUCCUCUCUCAUCACCCUCGUACCACUUCCUUUGCCCCACGUCGAAAACCUCCCGGACGACGCCGAGUCCUCCAACGACGUGCCGUACAACAAACAGCAAUUACUAAAAAAGGCCUUCGACUUGUUGGAAUCACCCAUGGCCGAUUUUCUCGAGUCCUCGGCUCCCGACUGGGUCGUCUACGACUACGCCUCUCACUGGCUUCCCCCACUCGCGGCCAAGCUCGGCGUCUCACGCGCCUACUUCUGCCUCUUCACCGCCGCGUGUAUGGCUGUGAUUGGUCCGCCGUCUUUGUUGAUCGACGGUCAGGAUAAGAGGACCAAGACCGAGGAUUUCACGGUGGUCUCACCGUGGAUUCCGUUUAAAUCCGACAUGGCGUUUCGGUACCACGAGGUAGCCAAGUACGUGCACGAGAACGAGUCCGGUACGCCCGAUACGGUGCGUUUUGGGAUCGCGGUUAGGGACAGCGACGUCGUUUUGAUGAGAAGCUCCGAGGAGUUCGAGCCCGAAUGGUUCGAGUUGCUCAGAGAGCUUUACGGGAGGAGCAUACCGGUUCUUCCGGUUGGGUUUUUGCCGCCACUGGUAGAAGAGAAACCGACACGUGUCAAGGACUGGCUGGACGAGCAGCGAGUCAACUCGGUGGUAUACGUGGCAUUAGGGACCGAGGCGACUCUGAGUCAGGGGGAACUAACCGAGCUGGCUCUAGGGUUGGAGCGGUCCGGGUUACCAUUCUUUUGGGUGUUGAGAGACCCGCCCGAGUCGACUCGGGCCGUGUCGGAGAUGUUACCUGAUGGGUUUUUGGAGCGAGUUAGGGACCGUGGGAUGGUACAUUUUGGUUGGGCGCCACAAGUGUGGAUACUGAGUCAUGACUCGGUGGGAGGGUUCUUGACACAUUGUGGUUGGAACUCGAUGAUUGAAGGGUUAGGGUUCGGGAAGGUUUUGAUACUCUUUCCUAUGUUGAAUGAUCAAGGGCUAAAUGCUAGGUUGGCGAACGGUAAGGGACUCGGGGUGGAGAUACCUCGGAACGAGCUAGACGGGUCGUUUACGCGUGACGCGGUGGCCGAGUUUGUGAGGUUGGCGAUGGUGGAGGAGGAGGGCGAGAUGGUGAGGAGGAGGGUCAAGGAAAUAAAGGGUAUAUUUGGAGAUAGAAAUAGGAACAGUCGACUUGAGAACGAGUUCAUAUGUUUUCUUGAGGAGAAUAGGCCGAACAAGCUAGCUUAAGAUUAAUUACCUUGCAUGAGAUACCGGCCACGGUAAUGAAUCCAUUUUUCAUUUUUGAGGUUUUGAUGAUCGAUGUUUUAUUAGUUCAGAUUUUAUAUUCUGAAUACAUCUUAUUUACUAGGC